AUGCCCAUUUCAUUCGUGCACGACAAUGCGGCCGUACGACUAGACCUACCCGCCUCCAAGGCCAGCGUGGAAAUCUACCUCUACGGAGCCACGGUCACUAGCUGGAGGUCCAACGGCGGUCAGGAGCGUCUUUUUCUCAGCGAGAAGGCCGCCCUCGAUGGCUCGGCGGCGAUUCGCGGCGGCAUCCCGCUCGUCUUUCCCGUAUUCGGGGCACCCUCGGACCACAAGGAUGCUCCCAAAGCAGUCGAGCACCUGGCCAAGCACGGAUUCGCACGCACCCAUCGCUGGAGCCUCUCGUCGGACGACUCGACCAGCGAGUCUUCUUCCGAGGACCGGGUUUCGGUCACUCUGACGCUGCGGUCUUCUGAGCUGCCCGAGGUGGCCUCGUCGUGGCCGUUUGAAACGGCGCUCGAGUACAAGGUGACGCUGACUCCCAACGCGCUUCGUUGCCAGCUGUCGGUCGAGCACCUUUCGACGAGCACGGGCGGUGAGAUGCCGUUCCAGGCACUGCUGCACAACUACCUGCUGGUUCCCGACAGCACCAAGGCGAGCGUGCACGGCUUGCAAGGGCAGACGUGCAUGGACAAGCUCAGGGACUUUGCCAGGUCCGAGGUCCAAGAUGCCGAGGUGAGGCCGGCGGGCGAGGCCAUGGACCGAGCGCACCGGUUCGCCGACGAGGGGCGCGAGCCAGGCGAUGUCUCGCUGCACUACAACGCAAGCCUGGUCGAUGAUCCGCUCGGCCGCAUGGGCAAGGGGGUCGAGGUCAAGAGGAGCGCCAACCUCCUUGACACGGUGGUCUGGAACCCGGCCUCUGAAGGCGAGAAGGGGAUCAAGGACCUUGCGAGCGGCGAUUGGAAGUCGUUCGUGUGCGUGGAGCCGGGUGCUGUGCAGGGCUUCCUCCGACUGGCCAAAGGUCAAAAGUGGCAAGCAGAGCAGACCCUCGAGGCCUGGUAA
This is a messenger RNA of Pseudozyma flocculosa PF-1, 954 nucleotides long. RefSeq lists its product as uncharacterized. Lineage: Eukaryota; Fungi; Basidiomycota; Ustilaginomycetes; Ustilaginales; Ustilaginaceae. The coding region runs from base 1 to 954 and encodes 317 amino acids. The transcript is spliced from 3 exons. Gene Ontology annotation, molecular function: carbohydrate binding; isomerase activity. The record is from RefSeq and is a predicted model, not a curated record. Gene Ontology annotation, biological process: carbohydrate metabolic process.